This is a messenger RNA of Cuscuta campestris, 1159 nucleotides long. Lineage: Eukaryota; Viridiplantae; Streptophyta; Magnoliopsida; Solanales; Convolvulaceae. The record is from the annotation of a GenBank genome assembly.
CGAUCCAGUCGUCUUCAACCUCCAGCCGCGAGCCAGUACCAGGAGCAUUCCGUUCCGAAGAUCCAGAUGGCUGAAGCUCAAAAUGCAGCCCCAUGUGUCCCCGAGUCUGUAUUGAAGAAGCAGAAGAGGGAGCAAGAGUGGGCUCUGGUCAAGAAACAAGAAAUUGAUGCUACCAGGAAGAAGAAUCUCCUUAAACGAAAGGUCAUUUACCAGAGAGCUAAGCAAUACAGCGAGGAAUACGAAAAACAGCUUCGGGAUAUUGUACUGUUCAAGCGUCAGGCUCGCCUGAAAGGAGGCUUCUAUGUCUGCCCUGAACCCAAAUUGCUGUUCAUCAUACGUAUCCGUGGUAUCAAUGCGAUGAACCCAAACACCAAGAAGAUUCUGCAGCUUCUUCGUCUCAGGCAGAUAUUCAAUGGUGUGUUCCUGAAGGUUAACAAAGCCACAACCAACAUGUUGCACAGGGUUGAGCCAUAUGUGACCUUUGGGUACCCUAACUUGAAGAGCGUUAGGGAGUUGAUCUACAAGAGGGGAUAUGGCAAGGUCAAGAAGGACAGGAUCCCCUUGACCGACAACUCCAUCAUUGAGCAGGUGCUUGGCAAGCACAACAUCAUCUGCAUUGAAGAUCUGGUCCAUGAGAUCUUCACAGUGGGGCCACACUUCAAGGAAGCCAACAAUUUCCUGUGGCCGUUCCAACUCAAGGCGCCGCUCGGUGGCCUCAAGAAGAAGCGAAACCACUAUGUGGAAGGUGGAGAUGCUGGAAACAGGGAGGAUUACAUCAAUGAAUUGAUCAGAAGGAUGAACUAAAUCCAAGGCUCUUCGGCAUCUGCUUGCUAAGAGUUUGAAACUUUGUUUUGUUUUUUAUUUGGUGUUUAGUUUAUGUUUGAACUGCUUGAAGUUAAUGGGUCUGCAUUUUGAAACUCAUGUCGGAUUUAUUUUAGUGCUAAUCAAGUUUUGCAUUCUGCUACGGGGAAUGCUUCUUUGAAAGGACAAAUCAACUCAAUUUUUGCAUUCCUUGUGAAAUAAAUGGAUUUAGUAAAAUAUACUCUGCAUUCGGUUUAACCCAUAUAGACAUUUUACACUCUAAGAGCAUUUGGUUACUAGAGUGUAAAACCAAGUGCUAAACAAUUGAAAGCAAUUGAUUGUAAGGAUUGGUCAUCCU